AUGCCCGACGAGCUAGACGUCACACUUCCUAGUAGACUUCCGCUGCUGAGAAGCGUCGAAGAUGGUGUGAUCACAGUCAGCACUGAGCUGGCCGACGUAGAGAAGGAACUGGAACCGGAUGCCGAGGACGAAGUCAAAGACGCAGACAAUGUGAUUGUUGUGCUCGAGAUGACAAUGAUGCUGUAUGUCGAGGUAGUGACCAAGGAGUUCGACGUCGAAGGGAGAGACGACCGCGUUGAUGCUGACGACAAGGAGCUCCUUUGCGAGGUUGACGAGCUGGUUCCUGCUAGAGUGGCGUUACCAGCAGCAGAGGCAGAUGAGGUCCGACUGAGUGACGAUGUCGGAGUUAGAGUCGAGCUGGACGCGGUGAACGUCGACACAGUGAAGUUGUUCGUAAAGGUCGUAGUCGUGGCGAAGACACCAGUACUGAAGGUGGGACUGUAG
This is a messenger RNA of Cyphellophora attinorum, 444 nucleotides long. RefSeq lists its product as uncharacterized. NCBI's taxonomy places the organism in Eukaryota, Fungi, Ascomycota, Eurotiomycetes, Chaetothyriales, Cyphellophoraceae. The transcript has a single exon. The record is from RefSeq and is a predicted model, not a curated record. The coding region runs from base 1 to 444 and encodes 147 amino acids.